UCGACGUGACUCAAAGCAGUCACAAAGUGUGUGUGAGCAGCCCUUUUUCUUCUUCUGCUGUGUGCACAUUGCAGUGGUGGUGCAACAAUAGCCAGCUGCGGGCUGUGUGUACAUUCCGCCGCUGGGUGUCUGCACUCAGGCUUCACUGUAGACAACAGAGUCGGUCUGGUCGGUCUGUCCGUAUUUUCCGGAAGAGAGGGUGUGACACAUGGGACACAUCUCGGGUCAGCAGCUGAUCCUGCCUUCUCGCUCGCACAGAAGCCUGUAUGUUUGCAUUCCUGCGAGUGUAUAUUAAUCAUCGGCUGUGAGUGGAGUGAAUCAAACAAGCGGGACAUCCCUCCCUUUGGAUCCCUUUGACUGGAAACGCUUAAAGGGGCUCAAACACGCCCGAGCACUCAUUUGGCUCUGGUGGGACGCUGAACGCUGCGACCGGAGGCUGGUCCAGGUCACGUUGAUGCUGGUGUUCCCCAGUGCUCUCUCCGCCACCUGCUCCUGCGCCGCUCCCACCCCCCCGCCUGCCCACCAUGGCUAUGAGCAGUGACCCUGGCUGUGAGAGGCUGGACCCCGACUCUGACAAACAGACCAGCAGUCUCACAGACAUCAUGGCCGCCAUGACGACAAAAGACUCUGACGGCUCUACUACCAACGGCGUGAGGAAUGGCAGUGCUCAGCAGGACGGGGCUCAGGCCAAGAGGACCCACGCACUGCGACCUCAUCUGACUGGGAGGAAGUUGUCGCUGCAGGAGAGAGGCACCUACAUGUCUUCAGGAGGAGGAUACACGCACAUAUCCCCUCGCGUGGCUCGCAGGCCCACCGUGGAGUCUAAACGUGUGUCCAUAUCAGAUGCUCAAGACUGCAUCCAGUUGAACCAGUACAAGCUGAAGAGUGAGAUUGGAAAGGGCUCCUACGGUGUGGUCAAACUUGCCUACAAUGAGGAUGAUGACAAACAUUAUGCCAUGAAGCUGGUGUCCAAGAAGAAGCUAGUGAAGCAGUGUGGUUUUCCACGUCGCCCACCCCCAAGAGGACCUAAGGUGGCUCAAGGAGAGCAGCCCAAAAUCUUAGGACCCCUGGAGAGGGUCUACCAAGAGAUCGCCAUCCUUAAAAAACUGGACCAUAUCAACAUUGUGAAGCUGGUGGAGGUACUGGAUGAUCCAGCGGAGGACAACCUUCACAUGGUGUUUGAGCUGAUGCCUAAAGGUCCAGUGAUGGAGGUGCCCUCAGACAAUCCUUUGUCAGAGGAGCAGGCGAGGUUAUUCUUCAGAGACGUCAUCCUGGGCAUAGAGUACCUGCACUACCAGAAGAUUGUCCACCGGGACAUCAAGCCAUCUAACUUGCUACUAGGGGAUGAUGGCCAUGUGAAGAUAGCAGAUUUUGGGGUCAGCAAUCAGUUUGAGGGCAACGAUGCACUACUGUCGAGCACUGCUGGCACUCCUGCAUUCAUGGCACCAGAGACCCUUUCAGACGCGCGGAAGAGCUUCAGUGGAAAAGCGCUGGAUGUGUGGGCCAUGGGAGUUACUCUCUACUGUUUCCUCUUCGGGAAGUGCCCCUUUAUUGAUGAGUACAUAUUGGCUUUGCACAAUAAGAUACGGACCAAGCUUGUGGAUUUCCCAGAAACACCAAAUAUCAGUGAAGAGCUGCGGACUUUGAUCUUGCGGAUGCUGGACAAGAACCCAGACAACAGGAUCACCAUCCCUGAGAUCAAGAUGGACCAGUGGGUGACCCAGGGAGGCACUGACCACUUGCCUCUGGAGGAGGAGCACUGCUCUGUGGUGGAGGUGACAGAGGAGGAUAUCCAGAACUCAGUCAAGUUUGUCCCCAGCCUCUCUGCAGUGAUUUUGGUGAGAGCCAUGCUGAGGAAGCGCUCCUUCAGUAACCCCUUCGAGUGUCCGAGCAGGAGAGAGGAGAGGUCCAUGUCUGCACCUGGCAGCCUGCUCAUGGACUCGUGGCCCUUCCGGCCCACUUUAAAACUUCACCCCUCACUCAGAAAGGGCAGCACAGGAGAUGGACCCAGAGAAGGAGAGCUGGAGGACCUGCAUGAAGACGAGCCCUCCUCUUGAGUCUUAAUGACGCUCCUGUCAGCAGUCUUGAACUCCAUCCUCUUUACAUCCCUCCUUGAACCACUGUGUGCUCACCCUACACUACACACUUUCAUUGUACACACUGGAUAGACUGAAGGUUUACAUCUCGUAUGCUCGGCCCUGCUUAUAGAUUUUGCUUCUCGUUAGCCUCAGAGUAUCCUUUCUCACCCCAAUUUGCUCUUUUCCCUUCUCCAACGUCGAGUCUCCGCGCAGUAAGUGUGAUCUACAAUGUUGCUUGUCUGAACUGAUCAACCACUUACUGUUGAGACUAGCAUCAGUGAACCGACACGAGGAACUCUGGAAUUUCUGGAUCAUUGAGAGUUGAAAUUAUUGUUGCAGAAGAAAGACACAAACAUGUUUGUCAGCUGGCAUUACACUGUAAUGUGGGAGAGAAAACUGUCAAAUCUUUAUUUUCCCGUCUGCAUGGAUGAAUAGUGAGACCUCAUCAUCAGACUGUCUAUUGCCGGCCUGACGAAGAGAAUAAUCAUCACAGACUUCAGCAUGUAAAUGACAUUAUAAUGUCUCUUCAGUGAACUACUACUGGGCUUUUUUAUUUCUGAUCAAUGAUCAGUCAUGUUAAUGUUGUACAUAGAUGUCCUGAGGUUCAUCAACGUUAUCGUCUCACAGCUCUAUUUUCUAUCUGUGCCAUCAGGAGCUUUUUCUUUGGAGCUCGGUAAUAGUACUUCCUGUGCUGCCUUCAUAGGUCCGACUUGUUGAACUUCUCUGAUAGGACAGAAAUGAAGUCAGCUGUCUAAGGCGAUCACUCAGAAAGGGCAGGGACUUUGCUGUGUUCGAAUACAUUAAAAGUGACUUUUGUGUAAUUAUUUCUUUUAGAAGUUAAUUCCCCCCUCCUCUUCUCCAACUCUUGUUUAAAUAUUGUCUCCAA
This is a messenger RNA of Cottoperca gobio, 2964 nucleotides long. RefSeq names its product calcium/calmodulin-dependent protein kinase kinase 1, alpha a (gene camkk1a). Gene Ontology annotation, molecular function: ATP binding; protein serine/threonine kinase activity. The record is from RefSeq and is a predicted model, not a curated record. The transcript is spliced from 17 exons. Bases 525 to 2057 code for a protein of 510 amino acids. Gene Ontology annotation, biological process: protein phosphorylation; CAMKK-AMPK signaling cascade. Lineage: Eukaryota; Metazoa; Chordata; Actinopteri; Perciformes; Bovichtidae.